CUUCGGCCGCGGCUGAGUCUCCCUGGCUCCAGCUGCCGCCGUCUGCUCCUGGCUGCUCCGGCUGCGACGGGUCCCCGGCGCUCAACGCUCGGCUCGGGCAGCUCCUGGACUCCCGCGGCUCGCGCUCGGGUCCCGGCGCGGCUCAUGCCCCGGGGCGCGGGGCGCGCAGGUGGGCCGGCCGCCGCGGGGAGAUAGGCCCCCAGGGGCGCCGCGGACCAUGGCGCGGAGACCCGGGGCGCCCGCCGCCUACCGGGAGGAGUUUUCCUUCGUCAGCCCGCUGGUGAAGUACCUGCUCUUCUUCUUCAACAUGCUCUUCUGGGUGAUUUCCAUGGUGAUGGUGGCAGUGGGUGUCUACGCCCGGCUGAUGAAGCAUGCGGAAGCAGCCUUGGCCUGCCUGGCGGUGGAUCCUGCUAUCCUGCUUAUCGUGGUGGGUAUCCUCAUGUUCCUGCUCACCUUCUGCGGCUGCAUCGGAUCCCUGCGUGAGAACAUCUGCCUCCUACAGACCUUCUCCCUCUGCCUCACCAUCGUGUUCCUGCUACAGCUGGCUGCUGGGGUCCUGGGAUUCAUCUUCUCAGACAAGGCUCGAGGCAAAGUGAGUGAGAUUAUCAACAACGCCAUUGUGCACUACCGGGAUGACCUGGAUCUGCAGAACCUCAUUGAUUUUGGCCAAAAGAAGUUCAGCUGCUGUGGAGGAAAUUCCUACAAGGACUGGUCCCAGAACAUGUACUUCAACUGCUCAGACGAUAACCCUAGCCGUGAGCGAUGCUCUGUCCCUUACUCCUGUUGCUUGCCUACCCCAAACCAGGCAGUGAUCAACACUAUGUGUGGCCAAGGUAUGCAGGCUCUUAAAUACUCGGAAGCUAGUAACGUCAUCUAUACCAACGGCUGUAUUGACAAGUUGGUCAACUGGAUACACAGCAACCUAUUCUUACUUGGUGGUGUGGCACUGGGGCUGGCCAUCCCCCAGCUUGUGGGCAUCCUGCUGUCCCAGAUCCUGGUGAAUCAGAUCAAAGAUCAGAUCAAGCUACAGCUCUACAAUCAGCAGCAUCGGGCUGACCCAUGGUACUGAGAAUCCAUCCUGUACUUCCUCACCAUGGCAACGGGCAAGCCUCACUGACCAGCAGCAGCAGGUGCUGAGAACAGUACCCAAGGAGAUUUGAAUUCCAGCUCCCUAGCAAUCAUUGCCCACUGGGAUGAAGCAAACUUCAGAUGGGCAGAAAGAAGGGAGGGUGUAUAGGGGGCUCAGGUCUCAGAGGAUGUGCCUCCCUCCCCCAUCCUAGCCAUCAGCAUUAUCAAGAGAGUUAUUUUGUGUUGUUUCUAACCUUAAGUGUUUGAGUUUACAUUUUUAAGUUUUGUCUAGGAGAGAAGUUUGGGAAACACCAGUUACACAGCAACGUAGGAGUAUUAGCUGCUGUUUCUUCACCGAGGCAAAACAGCCAACAGCUCUAUUAGGGCUGCCACCGAGCUUAGUGGACACACUUAAGUCUGUGUUGCCCUCAAAACCUGGCUGUGGAGACUAAAUACCACAGCACUGCCUGGAGUCCAGGAGAAGAGAAGAGCGUGGGACCAGGCAAUAGGGAAUGUGGGGGUCGGCUGGGGACAGCUGUGUUGGGUAGGAGUGGAAGGAGGUAUGUUUACCAGAUGCCUGUCUUCCCAGGUAGUCAGAGUGAGCUACACCUGCACCUCCCUCAUUUCCAUGGUAACAUGACAGCAAAGGCAAGGGGUACAACAGCAGUCAAAUUCAUCCUCACCCUGCGCUCUCUGUAAGUUUAGAACCACGAUCUCUAUACUUUGCAGCACCCUGAAGAAGGGGGACUGAGCCACGUCCUUGAAUUUAUCUAUCAGGUCCUCCCUUUCCAGCAAGUGGGAUUUUCUUUAACUUGGCAGUGUGGAAGAGUGGUCACACCCACACCCCCCUGCAAGAGAACUUAGUGUUUCUACAGUGUAAGAAGCAGGAAUCUUGCUGGGGAUAAGGGUGCCAAGAGUGGCAAUAAAAAGCUUAUUGACCUGAGCUAGGCUGGCCUCCAUGAAUUUUCCAUUCUGGAACCUAGAAGGGGAAAAGCACAAGAGUCCAGCCCUGGGCCCCGCCUUCUGGAGAAACCGGAGACUCCUCUAAAGGGCACAGACCUCUGAGGCCCGACAUGGCCCAUCUCCCUCAGCUUCGCCCUUCGGGCCUAAAUUCGAACAAAAAGUCCAGUUCUGAUCUGUAAACUGUGCAUUUUAAUCCCAAAGCCCCACGAGAUUUUUUUUCUUUCUUUCCUUCUGAAUUGAGGAUCAAAAUUAAUCUGUCACCAAGAAUUUAGGAUGGAGGUGGGGAAGGUAGGCUAAGAGCAACCUUCACCAGGGUGAGGGUUUCCCCCCUCUCCUAUGAGAAGGAAGAAGCCGAUCUCUUCUCUGCAGUCUGGCCCGCUGGUGGCCGUCCUUGCGCUGUGGCUGACAGAGCUGAGAGUAGCAGCACAGCGUGCCUUAGGGAAGACUCGAAAACACUCGAGGA
This is a messenger RNA of Octodon degus (degu), 2494 nucleotides long. It is a transcript of the gene Tspan33, whose product is annotated as tetraspanin 33. Lineage: Eukaryota; Metazoa; Chordata; Mammalia; Rodentia; Octodontidae. The coding region runs from base 218 to 1069 and encodes 283 amino acids. The record is from RefSeq and is a predicted model, not a curated record. The transcript is spliced from 8 exons. Gene Ontology annotation, cellular component: membrane.